Molecule: messenger RNA, 3320 nt
Organism: Austrofundulus limnaeus
Lineage: Eukaryota; Metazoa; Chordata; Actinopteri; Cyprinodontiformes; Rivulidae
Product: kinesin-like protein KIF23
Biological process (GO): microtubule-based movement; mitotic spindle midzone assembly
Cellular component (GO): microtubule; kinesin complex; nucleus
Molecular function (GO): ATP binding; microtubule binding; ATP hydrolysis activity
Source: RefSeq, a predicted model, not a curated record
CACGGAAGACGUUUUACAAGAGGGAAAUUUUCAAAUCGAGGACAGAGGCGCCUCUGCGAGCAACUGAGACAAACUUCACAACAAUGCAACGAGGAGGUAAAGGGAAGACUCCUCGGAGGCCUGCCUUGAAGAAGGCCACCAAUGUAGAGCGAGAUCCUGUGGGCGUUUACUGUCGUAUACGUCCAAUUGGUGCUGAUGAUGAGGAAUAUUGUGUUGAAAUGAUAAGUAACACCACGAUUCAGCUGCAUGCUCCCGAUGGACUAAAAGCCAAUCGCAACGGUGAAUAUAAGGAGACUCAGUACUCCUUUAAAAGAGUAUUUGGUAUUAACACCAAUCAAAUGGAGCUGUUUGAGGAUGUUGCCAAGCCACUGGUGAAGGACCUCAUUCUCUGCAAAAAUGGUCUGCUUUUUACAUACGGUGUUACUGGAAGCGGUAAGACGUACACCAUGACGGGCUCACCUGGGGAAGGUGGACUCCUCCCUCGUUGUUUAGACAUGCUCUUCAACAGCAUCGGGCCUUUCCAGGCCAAACGAUUUGUGUUUAAACCAGAUGACAAAAAUGGAAUCGAGAUCCAGAGCCAGGUAGAUGCUCUCCUUGAGAGACAGAAACGAGACAAUCUGCAGUCAGUGCCCAAAACACCAUCUUCCAGUAGGCAGAAGGCUGACCCAGAAUUUGCAGACAUGAUCAAACCAGUGGAGGCGUGUAAAUGUGAAAGUGUUGAUGAAGAUAGUUGUUACAGCGUUUUUGUGUCCUACAUCGAGAUCUACAACAACUACAUCUAUGAUCUUCUAGAAGAUGCUCCRUUUGACCCAAUCAGACCAAAGAUAAAAGUCAGGUGAAUGUGAGCCAGCUGUGCCUGGUGGAUCUGGCGGGCAGUGAACGCACCAACAGAACCAGAGCAGAAGGGAGCCGUCUUCGUGAAGCAGGUAAUAUUAACCAGUCUUUGAUGACUCUGCGUACAUGUAUGGAGGCCCUGCGUGAAAAUCAGAUGUAUGGAACCAAUAAGAUGGUGCCAUACAGGGACUCAAAAGUGACACAUCUUUUUAAAAACUACUUUGAUGGAGAAGGAAAAGUCAGGAUGAUUGUGUGUGUCAACCCAAAGGCUGAGGAUUAUGAAGAAACAGUGCUGGUGAUGCGCUUUGCAGAAAUGACUCAGGAGGUGGAGGUUGCUCGGCCAGUAGAUCGGCCAAUCUACGGCCUCGCAGCAGGGCGACGACAGAGAAACCAGGCUUUCAAAGAUGAGUUGUCCCGGCGCCUGGAAGAGAGAGGAGGUCCAUGUACCGCAGACGACCCAGCUGAGCUGAACCAGCUGAUUGAAAGCCUCCCAGCCCUGCCUCCCUGUGAGCUGGUGGACCCCGCUGAUGAUCAAACGUUGCCACGUCUGAUCGAGGUCCUGGAAAGGCGACAGCAUAUCCGUCAGAUGAUAACAAAACAAGUCAAUCAAACUGCAAAUACACUGAAGUCCAUGCUUCAGCAGAUUGACAAUCAACUGGGUGAGAAGGAGACCUUCCUCCAUGACCAGCAGCACAAACUAAGUGAGAAAGACAAAGUGAUCCUCAACCAGAAGUCCGAGAUUGAACGAUUAGAGAAGAAAUCCAAGACACUGGAAUACAAGAUCGACAUCCUGCAGAAAACAACCGAGAUGUAUGAACAGGACAAACGCUUGCUUCAGCAGGAGCUGGAGGGCAGGGAGCASCUGCUGCAGAAAGAGUUAUCAGAGAAGAGGCGCAUGGAGCAGCGGAUGCAGGGCGUGGUGACAGACACCAAACUGAAAUGGGAGAAAGAGUGUGAGAGGCGAGUAAAUGCCAAGCAGCUGGAAAUGCAGAACAAACUGUGGGUGCAGGAUGAAAAGCUGAAGCAGCUCAAAGCCAUAGUGACGGAGAACAGUGCUGGUGGCGGCCGUCCAACCGAACCACCACCCAAACCUGAGAGACCCUCCAGAGAUAAAGAUCGUAACGCACCCCAGAAACGCUCUGCCUCCCCGACUCCACUUCCUGACUUUGGCCGAACUCCUCUCAGCCAAAACCGAGCCAAUGUUAGGGCAGUUAAGGACCAUUGCUCUACCUCCACUCCCUCCUCCUCUUCAUCCUAUCCUUCAGUAGCUUCUUGUAUCUCUGAGUGGGAGCAGAAGUUCCCCAUAGACUCAGUCAGCCAGUCUAGGUACCCCGGGACUCCUCGGUGCACGAGCCGAACUCCCGCCCCGUGCCACAGCACCAGCAGCAUGGGUCGCAGGAAAGGCCAGCGCUGGGCCCCUGACACUGAGGCUCCUGCUACACCUCUUGUCUAUCAUCUAAACAGAGAUGAAGGCACAAGGACGGUUCCUCCGGUUCACCCGAGGCACAGGCGCUCGCACUCUGCGGGUGGGGAGAAAUGGGUAGACCACAAACCCUCUUCUAAUUUGGAUCUAGACACUGUAAUGCAGCCAAUCGUACCCAAUGCAAUCAAAGUGUCCACCCCCAACGAGAAAGCUCUGUCUAAAUGUCACAGAUACGUGCUUAGACACCAAGAGCUUGCCUCUGACGGGGAGAUCGAGACCAAACUAAUCAAGGGAGAUGUUUUUAGGACCAGAGGUGGAGGACAAGCUGUGCAGUUUACUGACAUUGAGACACUAAGACAAGAGUGUCCAACAGCACCAAGCCGUAAAAGGCGAUCAGGGUCUCAAGAGGGACCAGAUCAAAUAGAAGAUGUAGAAAACAUGGCUCCACAGCCAGGAUCGAGUUCAAGCAAUGGAUAUCAAAAACGCAGAAGGCCCUAAUGUGCUGUACAUCUGAAAAGACUUUUUCUUCUUCCUGAAAACAUCUGUGUCAUACCAGUAAAGGGGAAACUAUGCUUCUUUUUGACAGCUAUUUUUUUUUCUCAUCCUAUCACACAAGAUCAUGGUGCAAUUAUUAUUUAAUCUUUGCUUAAUGAUGUACAUUAUUCUUAUUGUAAUUUGCUAGAUUAGUAUGCUUGUCCCCUUUUGAAUGCUGAAACAUAUUUAAACACAUGUCAGUGGUAAAUGUUCACACACCUGUUGAACAUUUAGAUCAUGUCAGCUGCUUUCAACAGCUGCCCAAAGAUCAGUGUUUGUCGCCGUAAUCUUUGUCUAUGCAUGUUUUUAUUUUUUCUAAAUUUAUUCUGUUUUCUAAUGUUUCGCUAAAUAAGCGUGUUGCUGAUCAUAAAAAAUACAGUUUCAGGAUUCACAAAGUGUAGAGCUACACACGUAUAUGUUGAACUGUCUACCUGUAAAUAAGCUUUUUACUUGUUUGAAGCAACUCCUAAAAUAUGUAGCACACACAAGGAUUUUUCGGUGGUAUUAAAUAAAAUAAAGUCCAACACUC